AUGGCUUGGUUUCUCUCGCGACUCGAGCGGCAGGCCCUUGCAGGCUUUGCUGUGUGCGUCGUGGUCACAGCUGUUUUGCAUGAGGUGAUGCAGCUCCGAGAUCUGGCGACAUCCAUCCAGACGCAAUUGUUGGAGGAUCACUAUUCCACUCUGGGCGUGGCCGCGGAUGCCAGCCAAGCAGAGAUCACCACGGCUUAUCGGCGUGCAACGAACAAGAUCAGCUCAAAGCAGCAAGCGGACCAAAGCCGGGCAAAGCUCAGCGCGGCCUACGAGACCUUGUCCGGUUCAGCGCGUCCGGCCUACGACAAGCGCAGGCAGUUCGUGAUGCUGGCGAGCUUCAUCCUGAUUGCGGCCUUGGUCAGUGUGCCUGCCGUGUUUCUGGCUUACUUCUGUGCUCGGGUCUUGGCGCGAGUGCGUGCACGAGAUCCAGAUCCUCAAAGCUUCACGGGGCGAGUCAAUCAGAGUCUUCAGAGCAUGGAGCGGUCCUUCGAGGUGAAGAUCGCCAAGGACCAAGACGUGCGCCUGGGAGCCCAGCUCAUGCCCGUCGACAACGGAAAAAGGCUACAAGUCUGCAAUAUCGUGGAUGAAGGUCUCAUUCAUCAGCACAACUCGAAGGUGCUGGAAGAGAGCGCAGGUUGUGACGACGUUGGCAUCUCGCCAGCCGGAAUGGUUUGGUGGCACCUGCCCUUGCUUCGAGAAGGUGACAUCAUCGAGUCGGUCAACGAGAAGAGGGGUGCCACUGACAUGAUGAACGAGCUGAAGUCUGGCGAGGAGUGGCUCUCUCUCAGCAUACGCCGACGUCUCGUUGGUGGAGCUUCGGUGCUUCCCUUCCUCUUUGAGCAGAAGCUGACCCGCCGUGAGAACGAAAGGUGGGGCUGCGAGCUGGUAGCCCCUCCUGACGAGAGCGACAGCCUGGAGGUUGCUGGUGAGAUCCUGGAAACCUUGGGCGAGGCAAGUCCAGGGACCGUGCUUCGCCCAGGGGAUCGUAUCGUGUCCGUCGAUUCAGUGGUGGGUUCCAAGAUGCUGGACACCUUGCGUGACAGCUCCCUUCUGUCACUGAGUCUCCUCGUCGUUCGAGGGGUGCUGAUGCCGCCAGGGCUGAUCCAAGCCUCGCCGAAGGAGGUGUCUUGUGGGCCAUUGCAGAAAAGCGACGGACAAAAACUUGGCAUUCGCAUCGGGCAUUGCUUUGAAAGCCCUCCUGCGCACGGGAUUCUUCUGGGACCUGGCUGUGCGAGCUCCAUGGUCGUCAAGGAGGUCGUCCCGGGUCAUCUGGUUGACCAGUGGAAUGUCCAGCAGGCGAGCUCCGACGCGCUGCUUCCCAGCUGCGUCAUUGUGGCAGUCAACGGCCGCCGAAAGUCCCAAGAGUUCGCCACGGAGCUUGCAAAGCCUGUCGUCACUAUCGUGUUCCGUCCAUUGCUGGCUGAGCUCGUCAAGCGGCCGGAAGUUCAGGUCAAGGAGCCGAGUUGUGAAAGCACGGACAGCCGGCGGACCCGUCACGUGAGACCACUGCACCUCAACAUCGACGAGGAGGCUCUUCGGCCAUGGCCUGCGCGAGUCCUGCAUGGCUGGGCCCCGCGCUGGCUGCUUCCUUCUCCCUUUGAGGAGCGCCUGCGGAAUCAGCUGCGUCUUCUGCAUUGCGAGUUCACUGUCCGCAUCGAGAGACCAGACGAAUCAAGGCGAUUGGGCCUGCACCUCCAGGGCGACCGUGGAGGCCUGCAGGUGCUGGAGGUUGCUGACGGUGGUCUGGUGGCACAGCACAACGUACGGUUAGCGAGUCGCAGUUCCUCCGAAAUGGACGUCCGCCGUGGUGACCGGUUGGUUGCUGUUGGCAGCACCACCUCACCUGGCGCAAUGAUGGAUCAACUUGCAAAACAAGGGCAGGAUGAUCUGGAGCUCCGAUUCUCACGUCCGGCGGCGAAAUCCGCUCCUGGGGUGUGGGAGAUCGACAUAAUCAGGAGUGAGAAUCAAGGUUGGGGUCUGGAGUUGUCUGAAGUUAUGAUGACCACCCCAGCUGGGCCCCGAAGUGCAGGCGCCCUCAGAGUGCAGCGUGUCGCUGAGGAGGCCGCGCUCGGACAGUGGAACAGCAGCCAAGAUGCGCAGUGGUGCGUGGAACCUGGAGACCUGCUUGUCGCCUGUGAGCCGGAGGUGGAGCCGAAGCAGAUCCUCCGGAGGCUUCGCGGGGCUCAAGAAGUCCGGUUGACGUUUCUGAGAUGGCACAAAGGCGCUGCCCCGGAGCCGGAGGAGGCCCUGCCCUCCGAGCCUGAAAGACGCCGCUUCGAGGUCGUGAUAUCCAGGACCGGCGAAGAUCGCUUGGGCCUGCGCUUGCGACCGUGCACGCGCGAUCCCACGCGCACCGUGGUGUCGGAGGUGGUGCCGGACAGCUUGGUUGACAGGCACAACAAGGCAAUGCCGGAGAACCGGAUCUUGCGGGGCGACGAGGUCGACUCCGUCAACGGAGAAGGUGAUCCGGCUCGCUUUCCCGACUGCUGCUCACAGUCGAGGAUCGUUUUCAGGCUGACGCGCCGCUCCCGGCAGAACGCAGGUGCCGAGGAAGAAGCCGAGCCUGCGGAGCCUGCGGAGCCUGUGGAGCCUGCGGAGCCCGCAGAGGAGCGGACGGAGGCGAGCCAGAGGCUUCCUGAAUCCCUGGGCUCGUUCCCGCCCUCAGAGCACUCAGAGGGCCAGGGCCAGGGCCAGGGCCAGGACCGCGAGGACCGCGAAGGCGAAGGCGGCGAAGGCGAGGACCCAGGAGCCGAAGCUGAGAUGCCCGACAAGCCCGAAGAGUUCGCGGAGGUCUCCCAACCGACGGAUUCGGCUUGGUGCGCAGAGCCAGGAUCAGUUGCAUCGGCCCAAAAGCCACCACCAGAAGCAGACAGCAGGCUGGAGACUUCCGCAGACCUCACCGGUGAGCAACCUCCACCACCCAGAGAGGCAACGCGCACGCCAUGCAGAGAAGUGGCAACGAAGGAGCUUUCUUCUUUGCUGCUGAUGCCCGCGAAAGCGGCGGUCCUGGCGUCCCUGGCCAGCGGCCUCGACGCGGCCUCGCGCCGGCACCUCGAGGCUUCCCUGGACCGCUUGCAGGAACUCUCGAUCUCCAUGGGAGGACUGGCUGACGGCGAGAGCUCAAAACGGCUGGUCGACAUGUACUACGACUUCGAUUGGAAAGAUGCACCGCUGUCCUCCCAUAGCACUCCAGUCAUCGCCGGUUGCCUCUAUUUGCUGAUGGUCCUACUGUUGCCUCGAUGCGUGCCGGAAGGCGGCUUCAAGCUGGACAAGACGCUGGUGGUGCACAACUUCAUCCUCAGCUUCAUGUCCUUGGUCCUCUGCCUUGGAUGUGCUUUUGAGAUGGUGCAGAGGGUGAGGAGCGAGAGCAGCGUGGAAUGGAUGUUCUGUGAAAAUAGAUCGAUGUCCGCGCGAGGCCCGCUUUAUUUCUGGUCCUGGGCCUUUUAUGCCAGCAAGUACUAUGAGCUUGUGGAUACUCUGCUGGCCUUGCUGCGGGCCUCCAGGCCGCCGCACUUUGGCUUGCACGUGUACCACCAUGCCCUCGUUCCGGUCAUGGUCUGGCACUGGCUCGAGUACUGCACUACUCUCCAGCACAUAGGACUGCUCUGGAACACCUUCGUGCAUGUAGUUAUGUAUGCCUACUACGCUCUGAAGGUUCUGAAGGUGCCGACGCCCUGGAAGAGUUGGGUAACACGCUUGCAGAUCAUUCAGUUCGUGACCAGCAUGGCUGCCUUCGCGCCGGCCAUGUACUACAUGUGGGAGCGCAGAGUCGCCACUCGGAGAUGCCUGUGCUGGGCAGAGAUCAUUUCUGGCCGCAGCCGCAGAGUUUUGGAGCGGUCUCAAGGGAGCCAGAACCGGCUGCAGGUGAACCUGGCUUUCAACCUCACGCUGCUGUGGCAGUUUGUUGGAGUGCUUUAUACCCCUGCCGGGAGCCAAAGUUUCGCAAGACCCGAGUCAGCCAUGGGCAGUUUCAAGGUCCAGAUGCGCGGCGCUCUGAGCAGUUCUGCAGACAGCGAGGUGACAACAGAUGCAACCUUCAGGUACAGCAGCUUUAGCUGGCGAACUUCUGCCGGCGAAAGGUAUCCGUACGAAUACAUUGUUGCACAGCAGCCUGCUGGCGGCGGGACUGCCCGCAAUGCUCUUGUCGCUUUGGAAGAGAGCUUGCCGGGGCCUGCCAGCGGCUGGACGGUGGUUCUCAUGCCCUCGGUUUCGCUGGUUUGUAGCGGCAAAGAGGAGAUGAGACCCCUGGCCACGCUGCUCUCGCAACGCGGGCAUCGCUGCUACAUCCUGGAGUGGCCUGGAUGGACGCAGCACGUGCAGACCAACUGGGCGCUGGAGCGAUGCAAGACGGAGCACCUUGCUGAGGAAUACCAGGACUUCUGGUGUCAGGCCUUGGAACACGUCGCUCAGCGAGAGCUUGCUGAAGCCCAUGGCCAUGCGGACGAAGUGCAAGCCGAAGCGAAAGCUCGUAAGCUUUGCAUCGUUGCAGCUGGGAGCGCUUCGGUCUAUGCGCUUCGGGCUGUGAAGGCGCUACAGGACUGGCUCCCGGAGGAGAAGUCCCAGGCGCCGGAGCUACGGUACGACUCCUUGGUGAUGCUCGCUCCAAGCUGGAGGGCAGAGCGGCGGCAAGGCUUUCUUUCCCGGCUGCCGCCGGAUCGUGCCGCCUACUGGAUGGGCGCUCUGCUUCACACCGACUCCCGGGUGGGCCGCAUCUUUCGACGGUCGUACUUUGGGAAGAAGAAUCUUCAGCGCCAUUUCCUCCAUGCGGGCGCACCGGAUGGAAACGAGGAACGGCUGUUGCAGCUGGCCUCCUGGUUCUUUCAGAGGCCGCGACCCUAUGCGCAAACUGAUGCGGCCAUGGCAUAUGGAUUCUUGGACCCUCCUGGCAUCGAGUCCGUCGAUGGUCUCGCCACCGAGAUCAUCACGCAGCCUUUCAGGAGUCGUGUUCUGCUCCUCAGCCCAGAGUCCCAAAGUGGAGCUCAGUCGCUGUGGUCAGCAGUGGAGGCCCGGGCCGGGGGCACUCCGUCCUCUGUGGAGCGUCGUUUCAUUCCCUCCAAGUCGCCGCUGCCGCAUGAAGUGGCCACUUCCGCAGUGCAAUUCGCUGUGGACCAGUGGCUGCAGGAAAACGCCGAUGCAGACACUGCGACCCCGUCGCCAUGA
Messenger RNA from Symbiodinium sp. CCMP2456, 5160 nucleotides. The record is from the annotation of a GenBank genome assembly. Lineage: Eukaryota; Dinophyceae; Suessiales; Symbiodiniaceae.